CAUAACCUCACCACCACAAUGUCGGAACGAAGAGGAAAAGUCCAGAUGCCGCUGGUAACCCCAGAGCAAGAAGAGAAACUCAAGAAGAAGCUCGAAAUUAAGAACUUCGAUCUCAAUGCCAUACUGCGAGGUGCACAACUGACAGUCGUCGGAGCCCUACGAGCGUUACAGAACCCGGCUCUCUUCACCUCCGAGCAUUAUAAGCAAGCAGCUCUAGCUGUCGCAGCUGGAAUUGCUAUCCGAAUCCUAAUAGCAAUACCAAUCGUCGGAAUCAAAGUAUUACUAUGGUUCCUAUCAUUCUUCAUAAACUUCGACGCCGUAUCAUGGGAUGACAACCUCGUCAGCGGCCUGGACUUCAUCCAGAACUACGUCCUCCAGGUCCCCUUCUUCCUCAUGACCCUGAUGCGCUACAUAACCCCCACCCUGGACAACAUGUUCAUGGACUCCCUCCGCUGGGUCGACUCCACCUACCAACAAAAGCACAAGGACGAUGACCCUUCCCAGCUCCGUCCCCCAUAUUACCCGAACAUGAGCCUCUACUCCACCAGAGACGGCAGCACGCACAGCAAAUCCACCGCCGAAGCGCUAACCCGCCUAUUCAUCCGCCGCGGCAAAAAGGCAGGCAUCUCCCUCGUCAUCUUCGCCUUAUCAUACACCCCCUAUGUAGGCCGCCUCGUCCUCCCCGCCGCGAGUUUCUACACCUUCAACGCCUCAGUCGGUCUCGGCCCCGCGCUCCUCAUCUUCGGGAGCGGCAUCUUCCUGCCCCGCCGCUACCUCGUCAUUUUCUUGCAGUCAUACUUCACCUCACGCAGCUUGACGCGCGAGCUGCUCGAGCCGUAUUUUAGCCGUAUCCAGUUCACGGCUGCGCAGAAGAAGCGGUGGUUUCAUGACCGCUCGGGACUGCUGUUUGGGUUUGGCGUUGGGUUUUACAUAUUCCUCCGUAUCCCGCUGUUGGGCGUACUCAUCUAUGGCAUUGCCGAGGCGUCGACGGCGUAUCUGAUUACGAAGAUUACGGAUCCGCCGCCGCCGCCUGCGCAGAGUGUGGGGUUUGCGGAGAGUCAGCAGAGGUGGACGAAUAAGCAUGAGUUUCUGAGUUUGGAUUGGGCGAACUUGGAUUCUCAUGCUGGGCAUGUGAAGAGUGGGCAGGGAGAGGGUGCCACGGAUGCUUAUUAUGAGAAGAGGGAGCUGUGAGGUAGGAGUUGGUAGGGGACGGGAAGAAAUGAAGAUUGGAAACGAUAGAAUGUAAAAUUGUGAUUUAUAACGACAAUAUGAAUAUUAAAUAAAACCUACAUAAAAUGAGCAUAUACGACCCUUAGGGUACACGAAG
Messenger RNA from Pseudogymnoascus verrucosus, 1327 nucleotides. RefSeq lists its product as uncharacterized. The coding region runs from base 19 to 1191 and encodes 390 amino acids. The record is from RefSeq and is a predicted model, not a curated record. The transcript is spliced from 3 exons. NCBI's taxonomy places the organism in Eukaryota, Fungi, Ascomycota, Leotiomycetes, Thelebolales, Thelebolaceae.